Contarinia nasturtii (swede midge) is the source of this 1728-nucleotide messenger RNA. RefSeq lists its product as uncharacterized. The transcript has 2 exons. Gene Ontology annotation, molecular function: protein binding. Bases 157 to 1560 code for a protein of 467 amino acids. NCBI's taxonomy places the organism in Eukaryota, Metazoa, Arthropoda, Insecta, Diptera, Cecidomyiidae. The record is from RefSeq and is a predicted model, not a curated record.
UCAAUUGUCAAUCGAAGAGGAAAAGCAACCGGUCAACGAUUAACUAACAUCAAUUGUAAUUACUCUACAUAAGAAAAUAACUCAUUUGUCAUUCGAAGAGAAAAACUCAACAUCAUUGCAUUGAAUUUGCUGCUUUAAUUAUUCUAUAUUUAAUUGAUGACCGACAAACAAGGUAUAAUGAGCCAAAAACAAGACGCCGAUCAAAGUGGCGCAAUUGCCCAGAAGAUGAAAUCGAAUGAUGAAGAUAAUAACCCAGCUAAACGUGCUGUUGUUGCUGUAAACGAUGAACAAAAAUUGGCCGAAAUUUUCAAACUUACCAUCGACUGUUUUGAAGAAGUGUUCGACUAUUUAUCGCUGAAGGAUUUAGCAUCAAUUGGGCAAACAUGUAAACGAAUGAAACGAAUAGCCGGACAUUGUUUUCUAUUAAACUAUGAACCAACAACAGCAUACUUUCACAAUGGUGGUUUCAACUAUAAUCGUGUCAAGAUUGAUUGUUUCAGCAAUUUAAUACAAAACGUCUUCUUUAAUUAUGAGGAUGCUACAAAUGAUCAGACGAUAAACUUCAUAACUCUUUUGAAACAAUUCACAUCAAUAAAGGGACUCGAAAUUGCUGACGUCCAUUUAACAAUGGCUUGGAUUAAUGAAAUGGAAGCGAUCCUCUGUGAAGCUGAAUCUUUAACAUUAGUUUUUUCUGAUUGUGAAGAGAAUGUAUUUGAUGCAUUUGUUGCCGCUUGCCCGAAAGUCAAAUAUUUAUCUCUAGCACAAGAAACAAACGAAACCCAUUGGUUGCAUAAAAUCUUCCCAGCAUUGGAGCAUAUUCAAUUGUGUGGCUUUGAUUGGGAUGAAACACCAGCAUUAAAAACAUUUUUCGAGCUAAACACAACAAUUAAACAAUUUUCUGUCGAUGUGGUACUCUUGUGGUCAAACAGAGAGUUGUUCAAAAAUUCGAACAUCAAACUUGAUAUUUUGGCGAUUAAUUAUGAUUUUGAUGAUGACAAAAUUGAAUUCGAUUUAUUUUGCCGUUUGCUAAAUGAGCUAUACGAACAUGGAUUUUAUAAGAAACUGCAUUUUUAUAGCGCAUAUGGGGUCAAUCAAGAAGUUAUCGAUCAAUUGGCUUCAGUAAAAGGGUUGGUGGAAUUUCGCUCCGGAUCGAGUGAUGAUUGCAUCAAUGUUGGUGCUUUAAGUAGCUUGGAAGAACUACGCGUCUACGAGAGUCGUUUUGUCACUGAUUUGAAGACACUUCCACAUAUGCUUUUGAAAUUGAAACGCAUUUGUUUUUAUUUUGCCAGUUCUGAUGACAUUUUACCAUUUAUUUGCCACGCAACGAAUUUGAACAAAAUAAAAGUAGAAUGUAUUCAGAGUGGAUCACAUUUCGAUGAAAAUGAUAAAAUUCUCGAUUUAAUUGCAUUGAAUAAAGAGCGUAAGAAAUUAGUUGGAGCGCUCAAAAUCACAAUUUACGUCGGGGAAGAUGUGUAUUUGGCAACAAAAUGGGCAACGAAACAGACCGACUUCAAUAUGAUCGAAAUGAAACGAGAAUCUUCAUACGCGUGGGAUGUCUAAGUUAAAUUAUUAUUUUUUCGUACUCAAAUUAGUUUUAUGGCGCCAUUGUUCUUUAAAUAAAAAAAAAAAAAAUUAUAUUUUCAUUCAACAUUUCUCUAUAUUUCAACACUGUGUCUACAUAAUAAGUUGGAUGAAUUAAUCAAAAUAAAAUUCACUGUAACUUUGUCA